Messenger RNA from Nematostella vectensis (starlet sea anemone), 815 nucleotides. RefSeq names its product immediate early response 3-interacting protein 1. Gene Ontology annotation, cellular component: COPII-coated ER to Golgi transport vesicle; Golgi membrane; endoplasmic reticulum membrane. Gene Ontology annotation, biological process: endoplasmic reticulum to Golgi vesicle-mediated transport. Bases 48 to 293 code for a protein of 81 amino acids. The transcript has 3 exons. The record is from RefSeq and is a predicted model, not a curated record. Lineage: Eukaryota; Metazoa; Cnidaria; Anthozoa; Actiniaria; Edwardsiidae.
ACACAACGCCCGCAGAGACUCUUGGUCAGGACACGUCGAAAUCCAAGAUGGCGUUCACGUUUUACAGCUUACUGGAAGCUUGCCUUCUUGUUGUAAACGCCAUGGCUAUUUUGCACGAAGAACGCUUUUUAUCAAAGAUUGGCUGGGGUUCUGACCAGUUAUCGGGGUUUGGAGAAGAAAAAGGAACAAAGCAUCAAAUUAUCAACUUAAUUCAUUCAGUUCGGACAGUUAUGAGAAUUCCUCUCAUCUUCCUUAAUUCAGUGACAAUUGUUUUACUACUGCUAAUGGGAUGACAGAACAAGCUCAAGCUAUAAAAAAAAUUAAACUAAGUCUACCUACAAAUACAAAGCAGGCAAUAAUGCUUCGGAACUCUGGAGUGAAUAUGGAUACUGCUGAGUACUACUGAGUACUACAAGAACUUUGUUUUUUAAUCAAGCUGGCUUGCUUCAAUUGUUUGUGUCUACUGUUUGGAGUCAAGUCUGUUUGCAGUAAACAGGCGUCCCCAGGAUUUCUUGGACAAGUGUCAACACGUAAAAUGUAUGUUUAGAAGUGGCUUUUAGAACCCGAAUUCCAUCCUUUUUUUAAAAAAAAAAUUCAGCCAAAGUUGAGAGAAGGGACAUGCCCAUAGGUAAAACCCUGGUUACACCGCACAUGCAUUUUUUUUCCUCAAAUGUAAGCUUACCAGAUAGCGUUAGAUUGUAUAGGGUGCCUUCUUGUGGAAGAUACUGUACUUUGUACUUGUGGAGAUACUGUAUUUAGCAACUGUGAUAUAUUUUAUAUUGUCCUAGUCAUUAAAGAAGGACCAGAUGACAAAA